Molecule: messenger RNA, 774 nt
Organism: Rotaria socialis
Lineage: Eukaryota; Metazoa; Rotifera; Eurotatoria; Philodinida; Philodinidae
Source: the annotation of a GenBank genome assembly
AUGGCCAAGGAACUCAAUUCGAUAUUAAAAGAUCGACAAUUAAGUGGUGCUGAUGUUAAAUGCAAAAUUUCCAAUCUUACUAUUGAGUAUAGAAAGAAAAAAAAAGAGCAAGGAAAGACAGGUGGCAGUCCUUCAUCAUGGUCUUACUUUGACGCGAUAGAUAAGAUACUUGGAGAAAGACCCUACAAUGACGAUACUCUCCUAUCAGAUUCUAUGGUUACUGAACAGACAGAGCUGAUAGAUAUUGAAAAUACUCAAUCAUGCGACUUAAAUGCAACGCAAAUAUCGGAACAAGUCAAUGAAGAUAUUGACAUGCUGAAAGAUGAAGAAGCGCCUGGUUCUGAUCCUAAUCGUUUAAACAAAUCAUCUUCGCCUUCCCAUGAUAAAUCUACAAUCAAGUCUGAAGCUAAAGGGACACCUAAUACGACGAAGAGGAUAAAUGCAGUUAGAAAAAAACGUGCUUCGGAAAUCAAACUUGAUCUUAUGCAAGAACUGCUCGGAAAAAUCAAUGAUGCAAACGAGGUUGCAUCCAGAUCAGAAGUGAAGAUGGACAAAACAUCAUGUUUAGCUUUGGUGCACACAUAUUUAUCAAAACAACAACGGCUAACUAAUGAUAUUUCAAAUCUUCGAUCCGAAUAUCAACGUUUGUUACGUAAAUAUCGACGUAAUUUGAACCAGAGAAACAAGCUUAUUGCGAUACUAAUAAUGCUUAAUGAAAAUUCGUUUGGAAUUAAUCAUCGUGGUAUAUGGAUUUUGAAGAAAAAUGGCAGAUAG